This is a messenger RNA of Puccinia triticina, 9567 nucleotides long. RefSeq lists its product as uncharacterized. Gene Ontology annotation, biological process: late endosome to vacuole transport; protein targeting to vacuole; mitochondrion organization. NCBI's taxonomy places the organism in Eukaryota, Fungi, Basidiomycota, Pucciniomycetes, Pucciniales, Pucciniaceae. Gene Ontology annotation, cellular component: extrinsic component of membrane. The record is from RefSeq and is a predicted model, not a curated record. The transcript is spliced from 37 exons. The coding region runs from base 1 to 9567 and encodes 3188 amino acids.
AUGGUGCUUGAAAGUGUGGUCUCCUCUGUGCUAAACCAAGUUUUAUCAGCCUAUGUCGAAAACUUCAAUCCUAAGCAGCUUAACGUUGGAAUAUGGGGUGGUGAUAUCAAACUCAAGGAUUUAAAGCUUAAGAAAGGCGCGUUGGACAAGUUCAGGUUACCUGUGGAUGUGCUCGAUGGAUCAAUCAGUAGUUUGAUUUUAACAGUACCAUGGACGGCCCUAGGGAGCCGUCCCGUCAAGGCGGUCAUCGAAAAUAUCUACCUUUUGGCUGUACCCCGAAGUGAAAAUAAUUUCGAUUCUGAAGAAGACGAGAAAAGAAAACAGGCAUCGAAGAUGGAAAAACUGAAGAAUUCGGAGUUAUUGCUGUCGCCCACCGCCGCCACCACGGAUAAUAGCGAAGAAGCAAAUAAAAACGAGUCCUUCGUUGCUGCAAUGACAAACAAGAUCCUGGACAAUCUACAACUCAGAAUAAAAAACGUUCACAUUCGAUACGAAGACAAACUUUCAGUUCCCGGUCAUCCGUUUUCAAUUGGGUUUACUUUGGCCGAACUCUCGGCCGUAUCGACCGACGAGAAUUGGCAAGAAAGCUUUAUCGUAGGCUCCAAGACUGGUGUCCACAAGCUUACAAAGCUUGAUUCCUUAGCAAUCUACUUCAACACCGAUUCAAUCUCACUGGCUAAUCUUGACAGCCCGGAAGAAUUUCAAGAGCGAUUUACAAACAUGAUCGCCAGAACUGAAACAUCGGACUCCGACGCAAAUCCCAAUACUCUGCCUGAUCAUCAAUAUGCCUUGAAACCCGUCAGCGGCGAAGGAAAGCUGAUACUCCGAAAGCAUCCAACGAAAGAACUGGCCAAAAUCAAUUGCGAGCUAACUUUUGAGGAAUUGGCAUUUUUGAUUGACGCAGACCAAUAUCGAGACGCGCUUUCAUGUCUAGAUUUAUUCCAUUUCUACACCAGACAUCGCGAGUACUUGCGAUUUCGGCCGAGUGAGCAUGAUAUGGUCGAAAGCAAGGCCAAAGCACUAUGGUCUUUCGCCCUCGCAGUCACGAAGCACGAAGUCCAUCAAAGGGCUUACAAAUUGAGCUGGGAUUAUUUGCGUCAAAGGAGGGAUGAUCGUAAAAUUUACAUCGGGUUGUUCAAAGCAGUUCAACAAGGCGCUCUUCCAGAAGACACUCCCGAGUUGAUGGAACUGGAACAGAGGCUCGAUUAUCAAGACAUCAGAUUUUACAGGUCUCUGGCGAGAUCCGAGAUGCGUAAGGAGAGGAUAACAGCUCAAAAAGGAGAAAUUAAUACGAACGCAGCCGCGAAAACUGGUUGGAUGGGAUGGAUUUGGGGUGGCGGUCAAGCUGACGCAGAACGCGGACACGACUCGGGACAAACCGAUGGCGUCUUGAGUGAAGAAGAGAAGAAACAGCUAUAUGAUGCGAUUGAAUGGGACGAGCGAGAUGCCGCGUCUUCCGCUAUAGAUCUGCCCCGAGAUGCCAUACUCAUGAACAUUCGUACCGAGCUAAGGACUGGAUCGUUCACUCUUCGUUCAGGAAAAUCACCAGGAGGUUCAGCGCAAGGUGGCUCUGGACACAACAUCAUAUCUCUCGUGUUCGAUGGCUUUUCAGCUGAUACUCUACAAAGGACUGAGAAUAUGGAGCUAAGUCUUAGCUUGGCUGGUCUGCGAGUCUAUGAUGGAACUGUCAAGAAUAGUAAACAUCCUCAGAUCGUCAGAGUCAAGGAAAUGCGAUCCAGAAGACCCGGUGAAAGUCCGAAUUUGCAACGACUCACCCCUAGUGCUGACGGCGAUCUAGCAAGCAAGCCGAUGGAGCCGGAUCCGUUCUUUUUCUUGAAGUUUGAGCAUAAGCCUCUUGAUGACCGAGCCGACAAUGCGAUCACACUCAAUAUGAGGCACAUGGAAAUUGUUUAUCACCCCAAUUACUUGGAGGACGCAACUAAAUUCUUCCGUCCACCAGCUAGCCAACUUGAGUCCGUGGGGGCACUUAUCGAUGUUGCCAGCUCAACACUCGAAGGCAUUCGUCAAGACACGAGGGCAGGGCUUGAAUUUGCUUUACAGACCCAUAAAACCGUCGAUAUCAAGGUUGACAUGAAUGCUCCAAUUAUCAUUAUUCCACAGGAUGUUACUAGGCACGACUGCCAUCACAUAAUACUUGAUGUUGGUCACAUCGCCGUAUCUAGCAAACUGAUGUCGCAAGACCGCCUCGAGACGAUCAAGGCGAAACAAAAUCGACAAUAUACAAACGAUGACUACGCCCAAUUGGAGUCGAUGAUGUAUGACCAGUUUCACGUCGAAUUGACGGACACUCAACUCCUAUUGGACAAAUCCUUUGAGAAAUGCCUCGUAGCUUUGGAUGAACCAAGGGGACACGAAGAGGCACACCUCAUAGAGCGAAUCUCGAUGAGUUUUAACGUGUUUAACUGCAUGGUCGACAAUGCCCCCAACCUCACCCGCUUCAAAGUGCAAGGCGACUUACCUGAACUCCGCGUAAACUUCUCCGAUCGAAAAUACAACAUUGUCAUGUCCAUGAUCGACGUUGCUUUACCGAACUUCUCCGAUGAAUCGGAGACUAAGAAAGCUUCUGAGGAUGAGAAGCAAAAAGAGACUACUCUCAAACCGCCCCAUAAUCAAAACAAGUCGUCACGAAAGCAGAAAAAACAGUCGUUUCGAAUGCCGGCGUUCUUCUCAAAUGAGGCUAGUUUAACUUAUGAUCUUAGUGACGAUGAACGUCCGCCAAGCCAUGUCCGCGAAGUGACUAAUCCUGGUGAAGAUGACGAGUUUUUUGAAGCGCCUGAUUUAUCCCAGGCUGAACAGUCUGUUAAUUUUAGGCAAAAUAACUUCCAACUCCUGUUUACUGUCGGAAAACUCAUUGUCGCGAUAUCGAAGACUGACCCGAAAAGUGGCGAAGAGCAAAGGCUUGUCGAUUCCGUUUUGGAAGGUUUCUACUUCGGUUUGAGCCUGCGGAAUUUCGAUUUGGUUGUUGAGAUCACUCUGUCGUCGAUGUACAUUGCCGAUCAAGUAGCGCCAAAAACAAGUCACAUGUACCCCGCUUUCAAGAACCUUGUCACUUCUGAAGUUCUUGAAGAUCCGCAAGCUGAGAAGAAAGACCUUGUCAAAUUUAAGUACACCCAAGUCCAAACCGACCAUCCCGAAUUCAUGACGCUAUACGAGGGUAUUGGUAAAUCCGUUGAUGCAGAUUUGUCUACUAUCAACAUCGUUGUCACUCGGCCCACGAUUCUCGAGCUCUUUGAUUGGAUUAUGAAUACAUUUACCGAUGCAGAUCCUAGCCCUAACGCAUCCGAUGACGCACCAAAUUCUGAUCGCCCACCUCUAGCCCUCGAUCAGUCCGCAUCUGAUUCGACACUUGACAAAAUAAGGGUCAAGCUCAGGAUGCGAACCAUCGCGUUUCUAUUCAAUGAUGAUGGAUGUAGACUUGCGACUCUAGCAUUAUCUUCGGCGGAUUUUUCGGUUUUGUUGAAUGGACCGACAAUGCGUGUCAAUGCUCGCUUAGGCAAUCUGACGGUAGAGGACGAUACAGUUGAAUCAAAGAACACGAAGUUCAGGCGCCUCGUCGAGAUCCAGGGCGAUGAUUUGGCUAAUUUCCAGUAUGAGACGUUUUUGAAAGGAGACAGCGGGCACGAUUCGAUGGUCUAUCUGAGGUCUGGAUCGAUUCAAUUCACCAUCGUUGAAAACAUUUGGCACCGCCUGCUUUUAUUCUUCUCCAAAUUCGCUCAAAUGAAAGCUGUUAUGGAUGCUGCUAGUGCAGCUGCGCGCCAACAAGCCAACGACUUAUCCCAGACGACCACAAAGAUGCACUACGACAUUUUGAUCCGAACACCUAUCAUCAUCUUCCCUCUCGACAGCAGCUCGACAGACUCAUUGAUUGCAUACUUGGGUGAAAUCAACGCAUCCAAUUCCUUUUCAGGAAGCGGGGAUGAACUGUUGACCACAACCAAGGCGGGGCUUCAUAACAUUCGUCUUACUUCUGAGCUGUCUACCCAAGGAAAACCGGACACUUUGGAAAUAUUGGGUGAUGUUAACAUCGAUCUCAUCAUGGCUGCCUUCAACUCAGUCGAGCGAUUUCGUGGCAGUGGGCAAUCACCUGAUAGUGAUAUCGUGGCCCACAUGUCAGACGUGAAGAUCAAUUUAACACAGCCACAGUACGUUGCUUUGUUGGCCCUUGCGUCCUCGAUCCCCAAAAUACUUGAUUUGAGCGAAUUGAAUGAAGAGUCAACACGUCCCAAAUCUGUGUCACACCGCGAUUCGCACCUUUCGCACCCAACCUCUAAGUCCCAGGUCUCCAAGCCUCGCUUGCUACAACAAAACUCGCAAGUGUCUUCCAAUUCGAACUCGCACGCUGUAGAUGUUUGGAUCACGAUGGAACUGGCUUUCACAGUAACCAAUGUAACAUUGGAGUUGUUUGAUGCCACAAUUACGCCUACUGAAACCGUCCGAGACAACAGUUUAGCUAAGUUUUCAUUAACUGGCAUUCGAACGUUUUGUAACACCAAAUCCGACGGAUCGAUGAAGGCGGAAACGCUUUUGAAAGCUCUACGGACGAUUGACACACGCGCUUGGAAGGCUACCAAGUUUCGUGAGAUUGUCCCCGUCGCCGAUCAUGAUGGCGAUCAACUGGCGCUCAGCUAUAAACAGACAGAAGCAUGCAGCAGUGUUAACUUGGAACUCGAUUCUCCGAAUCUCAUCCUUUCCUUGGAUUUUCUCUUUGCCAUUCAAGCAUUUCUUACGGAUUCCGGAUCACAAGCAAAUACGACAGCCGCCGAGUCACCGCAAGAUCUGUCUAAAUCGAUACCCUCAGAAACUCAGCUCACUUCGACUUUCCAUUAUUCUGUUAAUGUGAUCAAACCAAAGCUGACCAUCAUUUCAGAUCCCGAAAAAAGUGAUAGCGAUUCGGUACAUCUGAUUAUCGACAAGUUUUCAAUAAACCAACAGCAGGUCUUAACUGUCAUGGUAAUAGACAUGUCUAUGUCGUUGGGAACAAUGAAUGAUCUCCAGAACGGCGUUAAAUUCUUGGACGCAUGUACAAUGAGCUUUUCGUUGGCUGAUGUACCGCAAGAUGGGCAUAAACAGGUUUCUAUGCACGCCCAUACUACACCGCUUAUUCUCAGGCUGUCGUAUAGAGACUUCUUAUUAGUAUAUUCGGUGUAUUGCAAAGCGCUCGAUUUCUCUCAAGUUGCCCCCGCAGCUGGAGAGGUAGCUCACGACGCUGGUUCUGAGAAUCAAACUGUUGUACCGCGGUCUCCCUCUGUCCUCUCAACAAGCCCCACAACUCCCACUCACACUCCAGAAAAGCUCUCGGUCCUGAUAGAUAAGCUUCAAGUUGUGCUGAUCGGUGACCUUCACGAGCAACCUCUUUUGGAUUUUCACACCAGGGACUUCGAAUUAAGUGCCAGCAAUUGGUCCCACGAGCUUUCGCUUGAGACUUCAAUUACGUUUGCGAUCAACUAUUACAACUUGGCCAAUUCUCAUUGGGAACCGCUCAUGGAACCAUGGCCUAUGUCAUUUCAAAUGACUCGCUCCGGAUCUCCCGCGCAGACCGGACUGUCUCUGGAUUCCAAGGAACGCUUAGAAAUAAAUUUGACGGCUACCUUUAUGGAUAUUGUCAUGACUGGGGCUGAAAUUUGGGGCCGGGAAGGCGAGAACUUGUUACAUCGUAAACGCGGUGUGACUGCGCCCUACGCAAUAAAAAAUUUCACCGGAUAUUCUCUCAAAUUAUGGGCCGAGUUGGACGAUGGUUCUCACAGUGGUGAAGAUCAUGUGGUUGAGGAUGGUAAAGAACUAUCUUGGCGUUUUGAAGAUUGGAAAUCGACCCGUGAAAAUGUUUCUCCUUCCACCCAACAUACGUUGGGGCUGGUACUUCAAGACGCUGGAUGGACUUCAGUUGGCGGAAUAUCAGUAGUUAGGGAAGGCGAUGAAGUUUACCCGUUACGACCAUCCAUCGACAAAGUCACUCAUCGGUUGCUAUGUCAUGUCGAAAUCAUAGACAACGUCAAGGUCGUAACCUUCCGUUCAACCUUCCAAGUUCGAAAUGAUACACUGUUUCCCAUCGAGAUGGGCAUCUUCAACAUGAGUGACACGCUGAUUCGUGAACCUUACAGAAUUGCACCGAAACAAUCCUGCUCAGUUCCAAUACAGGCAGCUUACCACCAAAAAAUCAAAAUACGUCCGGCCAGUUCGAGAAAUCAUUUUGCGUGGUCAGAAAAGGCGCUCGGAUGGACAGAUCUGGUGAAGCAACCCGUGCGAACUAUAACCUGUGCGGCCACUGAUCGACAGGAACCAUCACAUCGCUUCAAUGCCACCACAAUCUAUGACCAAGAGGAUAGCACAGUCCGGUAUUAUCCCAAAAUCACGUUGUGCUUGCGCGCGCCGAUUGAAAUAGAAAAUCUACUUCCAUUCGACAUCAACUGUACCAUACAUUUGGACAAAAAUUACUCGACAUUUUUGAAAAAAGGCGAGCUGUUUCCUGUGCACAUCGUCAACAUGAUGGACUUGAUGUUGCUAGGAAUAGAAUUCAAGGACGAGGGAAUGGUCGGCAUGAAAAGUCAAUAUGCCGUAGUGAACACGAAUAAUCCUGAAGAUGUGCCUCUAGAAAAUCGGAUGUCCGUCAUGGACGAAGACGGCCUGGCCCUCAAUCUCGGGCUUCAUUAUAUGCGGUACCCUUUGUCAGGUGGAGCAUUCAAAGUUCAAAUUUACAGUCCUUACGUGGUAAUCAACAAGACCGGGCUCGACUUUUCGAUAAAUUCCAAACCGUUCAUUGGUAAAGCUAAAAAGGUUGCCGGGCAGAAUUUGUGCGGAAAUGCUAGUCGUCGCAAGGAACCUCGCCCGUUGUUGUUCUCGCACCUUGGCGAUGACAAACGAAACCGUGCGAUUAUACGAGUCGGGGAUUCGAAUUGGUCCAAGGGCAUAAAUUUUGACGUCGUUGGAGCUAAUCAGCAAGUAACUAUGCAAACUUCAACAAAAACUUCAGAGUACCGGGUUGGAUUGACAGUUUCUGAGGGACUUGGAAAGUACAAACUCACUAAGGUGGUAGUAAUCUACCCUCGUUUCAUCAUAAAGAACGAGGCGGACCUACCAAUAUGCCUUCGAGAAGAUGUUUCGGAUCAGAUGUCAAUUGUCAAACCUGGAAAACGUGCCCUAUUAAGUCUUUUCAUGAGGAGCUCCGAUCCGCAGUUAGUCGUGGCUUUUGAAUCCCCUAUGGGUAAACGGUGGUCCAAACCCUUUCGAAUACAAAAUGUGGGGAAAGUCUACAUACGAGUGCCCGAUCCACAGAAUGAAGAAACACUGGUUCAUGUCGAAAUCCUGCUUCAAGGCCCAUCCAUCUUCAUCAAACUCAACGUCAAUCGUACUCAGUGGCCCAUUUUGUUCCGCAACAACAGUAGCUCUGUGUUGCACUUUGGGCAGACAGUCAUCAAUGGUACUAACAAAGAAAACUUGGGAGUCACGAAGUUUUACGAAUCUCGGCCUGAUACUGCAAUCCCCUAUGCAUGGGACGAUCCUGCCGCUGGCUUACAAAGCUUGAUUCGUGUAGUUUUGUUCCGACAAGCAGAAGGAUCGUCUUCCAAGCCAUUGCCACCUAUUGUUCUGAGAGAUGUGCACGUGCUGGAAGUUGGACAGUUGGAGCCAGUUCGGACGCACAAAUCGGGGCAAAAGCUUGCCUUUGAUGUAGUAGUCGAAGGGCAGGCACAGGUGCUAGUUGUUUCUGACUAUAAUGAAGCCACUAAUGUUUGGAAGGUAGCCAGGAAGAGUGGCCAAGGGGCUCCAAUCCAGCGUUCCGACAGCUUCAGCAGCAUAGGUGAUGCUGUAUUCGAGGCCACCACCGUGGAGCCCAUCACUUUGGUCACUGCUUCCAUCAGCUUGGAAGGAAUAGGAAUCUCUAUCAUAGAUAAGAGAAUGCGAGAACUGGUUUACGGCUCUUUCCGAGGAAUCGACAUCACUUACGAAGAAAGCCAGCUCCAGCAAGCCUACGGAGUCGUGAUAUGCUGGAUCCAAUUGGACAAUCAAUUGAACGGCGCGCUCUUUCCUGUCUUGUUCCGCCCUACCGACCUUUCCGCGGAUCCCAAGGCGGUAGAGACCCGUCCUAACUUGCAGAUCAAAGCGAACGUCGUUAAGGAUGACAAACAUGGUGUUGUUUACAUCAAGUAUGCCACAGUGCUGUUGCAAAAAAUGUCUCUUGAGAUGGAUGAGUCCUUUGUAAUCGCGCUCAUGGGCUUUACGAAAUUUUCUGGGGCAUCGUGGAAUCGCGAACAUGUCAACCAACUUAUCGCAGAUCCUGUCGGAAUACCCGAGCCGGCGUCGGAAGGGGGAGGACUGGAUUUAUACUUUGAACUUUUGCAUUUGCAGCCGUUUGCGAUUGUGAUUUCGUUUGAGAGGCAGGAAAGCAUAGAUGCCACUGAGAGGACGUUCGAUUCUCGAAACCCAUUGUAUUUUUUGCUUAACGCAGUAACCAUGGCGAUCGGUACAAUCAGCGGCGCACCCUUGAUGUUGAAUCAACUAAAAAUAGAGAAUGCCAGGAUGUCGCAAAACCAACUCAUGGCGCGGCUAAUCCAGCAUUACCAGAAUGAAGGACUGUCGCAAUUGUAUCGGGUCCUUGCAUCUGCUGAUUUUCUCGGUAACCCCGCCGGCCUCUUCAGCAAUGUUAGUUCAGGUGUCCAAGAUCUGUUUUACGAACCUUUCAAUGGCGUCGUGUUACACGGCGGUAGUGAACUGGGUGUUGGGAUUGCCCGAGGAGCUACCAGCCUUGUAAAGAAAAGUGCCUUCGGGGUCACAGACAGUGUGUCCAAGAUCACCGGGUCUGUCAGCAAGGGACUCUCUGCCGCUGCCUUGGACUCGGAUUGGGCUCGCGAGAGGCAGCGCCGGCAAUUCCGCAACCGCAAUAAGAUCAACGGCUUGGCCACUGGAACAAGCGCAUUCUUGAACUCGUUGGCCAGUGGGAUCCAGGGCGUGGCUAUGAAACCAAUUCAAGGUGCCGAAAAUGGAGGCGCUGUUGGGUUCUUCAAGGGUGUGGGUAAAGGAUUAGUAGGAGUUGUGGCAAAGCCGGCCGUGGGAACUUUUGAUUUUUUGAGUAAUGUUUCUGGUGGUCUCAGAAACGCUACAACAGCUUUCGAUCCGAGCCGGGGCGGCCGGUGUCGAUUACCACGUCACAUAUCGUACGAUGGAAUCCUCCGACCUUACAGCCUCCGUGAAGCCCAGGGACAGGACUGGUUGAGAUCGGCCGACAAUGGCAAACUUUAUUCUUGCAAAUACGUGGCCCACGUCGAACUUCCAAACGAUCAAGAUUCAGUUUGUAUUUUGACGACGGAUCGGAUUGUGAUGCUUCAGAUCAACAAACUGACCAUCAUCUGGCAAGUACUCUUGUCCGAGCUAAAAGAGGUCCGGUCUGAACCAAGCGGCCUCAGGCUUCUGCUCAAAGACGAUUAUACCAAGCCUCUUAUAGCGUUGAUUGAUAGUAGCACUCGAUCAUGGUUCGGUCAACAUGUCUUCAAACUUUUCAAAGAUUACAACGACAAGAAGAAACGGGCCGCAGGUGGUAGUAGACAUGGGUCCUAA